Messenger RNA from Somion occarium, 1574 nucleotides. NCBI's taxonomy places the organism in Eukaryota, Fungi, Basidiomycota, Agaricomycetes, Polyporales, Cerrenaceae. The record is from the annotation of a GenBank genome assembly.
AUGUUUCAUAAAGCUUACAACCCUUCACAGUGCUGUAGAUCUCUGGCUUCACACUGUGACCGCGACCAUAAUUCUGCCAACGAUCUCUCCCAUUGAUACACCCUUUCAAUACAGCAUUGCACAAAACAUUUGUCCUCCAUACCCAGAUCCUUGGUACGAGGCAAUCCAUCCAUGCCUAAUGACUGAAGGUGCAUGGCUAAUGGCGUCCGGUCAUUGACUCCCGGUAUGCUCGUCGCAUCGAACAGCUCCGAAGACCUGCAAACCAUAACACUUGCGGAAGCCGAUGAUCUCGCCGUCCUUCAAGUUGUGAAGCCAAAUGUCCCGCAACCCGUUGCUUUUCGUGCGACGACUUUUGGUGCACGCGUUUCGUGCCAGUCUGUGAAUCAUUUAUGUGUCCACGGCUACGCACCUCAGAAUUGUAGCGGUUUUUCUUCAACCUUCCCUCCAAUUUCCGGCUUUGACUCUGGAGGAUUGAAUGGGGGAGAGUCCAAAGUAUUCAUCCAAUCUCCGAAUUGUCCCUGGGAUGUCGAUUGCGAUCAUAUCAGCGCAGAUAUGAUCACAUCCCUUGCGGCUGCGCUCUCGUCUCAAGUACCGCCAGUGAACGCGUAUUCUCUGUGGAUGCCAUUUUUAUGGGAAGCCGCAGGCGAUACGGAGUUUGGGCACCCACCGGAAGGCAAUGAUGCGAUCGACAACUACAGCAACCUCGCGACCAUGGUCACUAAUUGCACACUAUAUUUCUACAACGUCACGCUUGACUACAGUAACGGAAGUUACGUGCGCGUAGACGAGGAACUGACUAAUGUCGGUCUCUCUGACGGCCUUGCUGCCUCGGCUCGACUCGGACACUAUGCUUCCCAUCUCAUCUCCAAUGUUCAAGGUCACGCGUUCACCGACAACUCGACGGACAAAGUGAUGGCAUAUACAGCAAGAUUUAGCCAGACUAGCUAUUGGCUCUGCCGCGGUCAUCACCAACCUCACAACAGACACGCUUUCGCAGAGUCGUCUCGGUAACUUAAUCGUCGGCCGAUAUCCAUUCUGGCCUGUCGUCAUUCUAUUGGCCCUACUAUACUUGCAAACAAUCGUAGCACUCAUCAUUUUCUUUAUGACGGCACUCGCCACGCAUACCGAUUUCGUAUCCAUUGCUGAUGGAAUUGCUGGGGAUGGGAAGCAGGUGUCCACAUUGGAGUUGGCUCGCGCACGAUUAAUGAACCCGGUCGCACUGGUUGCGCCACUCUUCCCACCAACUAAUCCGAGCGUAUCCCACGCUGCCCUGUCUAUCGAGACCGACCCGCUGAACAUGUUCAGUGAACGUUCUGGCGAUGAAGGCGUGCGACCUGGUUUGCAUGCUGCAGAAUCAGAUGGCGAGAUCGUUUUUGGUAUUUAUAGAAGGGCACGUCGCUCCGACUCUAAGAUGAACGAAGCUCCGUAAUGCGCGCUGAGGUCGGGCUACAGUCACCUACGGCGUAUCCACAGGUGCCGGAGAAUAAAAUUCGGUAUCCUUCAGAUUGUACCUGUCCACAGUAGCAUUUUAUCCGUAUGGUAGCACUCUACAAAUAAUAAGUAUAAGCUCGCCC